Messenger RNA from Pseudonaja textilis, 1235 nucleotides. The record is from RefSeq and is a predicted model, not a curated record. NCBI's taxonomy places the organism in Eukaryota, Metazoa, Chordata, Lepidosauria, Squamata, Elapidae.
GCCGGAAAGAGCGCUCGGGGAGCGUACCGCGCAGGCGCGCCGGAGUUCCAGGCGGCAUCAUGGCGUCCCGUGAGGUGAUCGGGCCUUCGCUGCCUCCGCCUUUAGCCGCUUCGGUGGACUCCGAGCCCGUUGCAGGACCAGCCUUGCCUCCUGGCUUCAAGGGAAACUCGGGAAACUCUGAUGAUGAGCAGAAACGGGUCUCUGCUCAGAUGGCCGGAGAGACAGAGUCUGAUUCCGAAGAGGAUGAAGAUUCAAGCCCAGUUCCCAGGAAACAGAGGAGAUCUCAGGAAGACGAUGAGGAUGGGUUUUUUGGGCCUGCCCUUCCUCCUGGAUUUAAAAAGCAAGAGGAGUCACCGGAAAGACCUAUUAUAGGUCCUGCUUUGCCACCAGGCUUUAAGAAACCGUCAGAAGACGCUGAAGAAAAACGAGGCAACAAAAGCCAGGCGAGCGAUAGUAGCAAAGAAGAGGAAGAUAUAUUUGGUCCUAUGCCAGCCAAGGGAUCGGUGAAGUCCAACCCCGGUGCUGAGAUUGAAGAUCGGGCUCGAAGAAUGAAGGAGAAACUUCUGGGAGACGCGGAUGAUGGGUCCAAACAAACAAAAAGAGAAUCUUGGAUGAUCGAUCUUCCCCCAGAACUCAAAAACUUUGGUUUUGGUCCACGGACAUUCAAAAGAAGAGCGAAUGAUAAUUCUGGAGACAGAUCAAUUUGGACGGAUACGCCGGCCGAUAGAGAAAAGAAAGCUAAGGAACAGCAGGAAGCAAGAAAGCCCACCUCUAAGGACGAUGCAGAAGCGUUCCCCUCCGAGAGAGAUAGGAGGCUGGCUGAGCAGAUCUCCUCCUACAAUGACUCUCAGAGAUCUGAAUCUCUUCUGGACAUCCAUCGGAAGAAGCUCAAGAGUCAAACUGACGGGGAAAAGAAUAAACCUCAGGAGAGAAGGCCCUUCGAUCGAGACCAGGAUCUCCAAGUCCACCAGAUUGAUGAAGCCCGAAAGAAAGCCCUCAUAAAACAGUCCAGAGACUUGAACACGAGGUUUUCCCAUGGCAAAUGCAACACGUUUUUAUAAGGGAUGCUGACCGAAAUAGCCGGCGUGCUAAAUUUAAAAAAAAAAAAAUCCUUUGUAUAUACGACACACACAUGUGAAAAAUAAUGUUCCUUUAAAUUGAAGUUCUGCUACAUUCUGUUGCAUGGAUGACUGGAUUUUGUUUGCAUGAGUCUGGCAGUUAGUAAAAGGAAGGAA